Oikopleura dioica is the source of this 648-nucleotide messenger RNA. NCBI's taxonomy places the organism in Eukaryota, Metazoa, Chordata, Appendicularia, Copelata, Oikopleuridae. The record is from the annotation of a GenBank genome assembly.
AUGGCUACGAUACUUGCUGCUACUGGAUUCUUAAACCUCGAUGAAAUUGAGAAAAUCAGCUGUGAGAGCCUUAUUGCCGGUGAUUUUCGAUACAACCCUGAAUGCACCCAAGAUAAUUGCCUGCAUCCCCUUAAAAUGACAAAAGAAGAGGAGGUUGAUUUCAAGUUUCUUCUUGUUCGACAUCCACUGGAGCGACUGUACUCCGCUUGGAAAGAUAAGAUAUCAAGAAACAUGAAUAGCACAAAAACUCAAUUCAAUCGGAUUCGCUUCAAGAUAACUCCGUCUGGCAUCGUUUCUUUCAAAGAAUUUCUGAAAUGGUUGACGAUCGAAAAUAACCACGAGUCGGAUAUUCACUGGAAACCGAUCUCAAAAAUGUGCGAAAUCUGUGAACACGAUUGGGAUGUUGUUUAUGAUACGAAGAAUAUUCAAGCGGCGAUUGAUGACAUUCUAGCACGUAUAAAUCCAGCUGGAAAUAUCACCAAAAAUAUAUUGCAGCCGGUCUUCAAAAAGCUCAAUAAUCAUACAACUCAUUCAACAAGCACUUUUCACGAAGAACUGAAGCAUCUCAGGCAUAAAAAUAUCGACGUUCUCGAAAAUAUAUUGGAACUUUAUCGAGCCGAUUUUGAAAUGUUCGGUUAUCUGCCAUAA